GGAUGAAAUCAAUAGAAAGCUUGCGCGAUCGUGCUCCGUCUUCAGCGAAUCUAUUCGCAGGGAAAAUUUGCGCGAGGAGGAACGUAGCCACGACAGUGACAACCCUGGAAUUAUCCCCUUCGAUCGCAUCACUUUUUCUAACCGCGGAGCCGCGAACGUUGUGAAAUCAUCUCUCCUCGAAUCAGUGACUUAAUUUAAUGAAUAAACAGCAAUCGACGACAAUGGCUGUGAUCCUCUACACGGCAGUGCGAUUAUCAGCGUCGUGGGGUGUGUCGUAGAGUAGAUACGGAAAGCAGAAAAGUCGUUUCGAAGCUGUUCAAGUAAUUACCAAAGUAACAUGAUGCUAGAAUUUCUCGUAAUACUCAUAACGUCGGCGAGCGUGAUCGAGGGUUCGUUACCGCCCGACGACGGGGACAAUGUGUUGCAUAUCGGCGGUAUUUUCCCAAUACAGGGGGAGGGUGGAUGGCAGGGAGGUCAGGCUUGCAUGCCAGCGGUGAAUCUGGCCUUGGACGAUGUCAACCAUGAGAAGAACCUGUUACCGGGCUUCACGCUGAAACUCCACUCGAACGACAGCGAGUGCGAGCCAGGACUCGGCGCGUCGGUGAUGUACAAUUUAUUGUACUACAGUCCGCACAAAUUGAUGUUGCUGGCGGGAUGCAGUACGGUCUGCACGACUGUUGCCGAGGCAGCUAAAAUGUGGAACUUAGUAGUGUUGUGUUACGGUGCAUCGUCUCCAGCAUUGUCCGAUCGAAAUAGGUUUCCGACAUUGUUCAGAACCCACCCAUCAGCCACGGUGCACAAUCCAACGAGAAUCAAACUGUUGCAAAAGUUCGGCUGGUCUAGAGUAGCAAUCUUACAGCAGGCUGAAGAAGUGUUCAUAUCUACUGUAGAAGACUUAGAAUCGCGUUGCAAGGAGGCAGGAAUAGAAAUAGUGACUCGGCAAAGUUUCCUGUCCGAUCCCUCCGACGCGGUAAGGAACUUACGUCGCCAGGAUGCGAGAAUCAUUGUGGGCUUGUUCUACGUCGUAGCAGCUAGAAGAGUCCUCUGUGAGUUGUACCAUCAGAAUCUCUAUGGGAAGAGCUAUGUGUGGUUCUUUAUCGGCUGGUACGAGGACAAUUGGUUCGAGGCGAACCUGAACAAGGAGGGUAUCACCUGCACGGAGGAACAAAUGAGACUAGCGGCCGAGGGACACUUAACCACAGAGGCACUGAUGUGGAAUCAGAAUAACGACACGACAAUCAGCGGCAUGACUUCCGAGGACUUCAGGAAACGGUUGAAUUCGAUGCUGAAAGAGGAGGGUUUUGAUAUCGAUAACAACCGGUAUCCAGAGGGCUACCAGGAAGCACCUCUCGCCUACGAUGCGGUUUGGUCUGUCGCGUUAGCUUUCAACAAAACCAUGGAGAAGCUGAGCAAACAGGGGAAAAGCCUGAAGAACUUCACCUACACCGACAAGGAGAUAGCGGACGAGAUUUAUUCGGCCAUCAAUUCUACACAAUUCCUCGGUGUAUCUGGAUACGUUGCGUUUAGCUCCCAAGGUGACAGAAUCGCAUUGACCCAAAUCGAGCAGAUGAUCGAUGGAAAGUACGUCAAGUUGGGUUACUAUGAUACGCAAAGCGACAAUCUGACAUGGAGGAAUAUGGAACGGUGGAUCGGAGGGAAGGUACCGCAGGAUAGAACCAUUGUUAGGACCGUUCUUAGGACAGUCUCGCUGCCGUUGUUCAUCUGCAUGGGUACCAUAUCUUCGAUUGGGAUCGUGAUAGCAGUCGGUCUAAUUAUAUUUAACAUUUGGAACAGACACAGAAGGUACGCUCGAUCGUUUCAUAUUAUAACAUACACGCGUGGAACUUCCCUAAUCUUUCCCUUAACUUCUUUCAGCGUCAUUAUGUCCUCCCAUCCCGUGUGCAACACGAUAAUGCUUGUGGGGGUGAUAGCAUGUUUCGUGUCGGUGUUCCUAUUAGGCAUCGACGGCAGAUUCGUGUCGCAAUGGGAAUACCCAGCGGUUUGCCAAGCGCGAGCUUGGAUGCUGUCCACAGGUUUCACCCUAGCGUUCGGCGCCAUGUUCAGUAAAGUGUGGCGGGUCCACAGACUCACGACGAAAACGAAAGCUGAUCAAGCGAAGUUGUUCAUGGCUAAACAAAAAGUUUCGUCCAUACAGAAGAAAAUCCAACCGUGGAAGCUGUACACGAUGGUAAGUGGGCUGCUCGCAAUGGACAUCGUGCUGCUGAUGUCCUGGCAGGUGCUGGAUCCUCUUCAGAGAAAGAUGGAGACGUUCCCGUUGGAGUCAUCUCCGUACGGUGACGACGACGCGAGGAUCAGGCCUGAGUUAGAGCACUGCGAGAGCGCGCACAAUAACAUUUGGCUUAGUUUGGUGUACAGCUAUAAGGGGAUCAUUCUCGUGUUUGGCCUGUUCCUGGCUUACGAGACGAGGAGCAUCAAAGUGAAGCAAAUCAACGAUUCCAGAUACGUGGGGAUGUCGAUCUACAACGUGGUCGUUCUGUGCGUGAUCACAGCGCCGGUCACAAUGGUGAUCGCCAGCCAGCAGGACGCGAGUUUCGCCUUCGUCGCACUCGCGAUCAUUUUCUGCUGUUUCUUGAGCAUGGCGUUAAUUUUCGUGCCCAAGAUGAUCGAGGUGAUCCGGCACCCAAAGGACAAGACCGAGUCCAAAUACAACGCGGACGUGGGCAUGUCGAAGGAGGACGAGGAGAAGUAUCAGAAGUUACUCACCGAGAACGACGAACUUCAGAAGCUCAUCGCCGCGAAGGAAGAAAAGAUCAAAGUCCUGAAGCAAAUGCUAGCCGAGAGGGACGCGUUGAAAGGGGGCAGCGGAAAUGUUCCGAAGGACUCGCUGAUAGUUGCCGACUACGUGACCGGCGAGGGGACCUCGGACAGCGCAAUCGGUGGGGGCAUUUCUGUUUACACAAGAUCGUCCCGAGCUUCUGCCUCCGACUUCGACUUCUCCGAGUCGUAUUCGUAGAUCCGCCGCGAGUCGAUCAGCGAACCUUCCCCGCAGAUCGUUAACACGUUGACGUACAAUUUCUUCCAAGUUCCACCUCGGAAACAUACUUUUUCCUUUAAACGUUCCUUUGAUGUUACCAAAAAUUGGAGGACAAUGCGUGACUUCUAAAGAAUAUUGUUUACAGUUCCCUUUUUUUUAAGUAUGAUCGCUAUAGCCGCCAUUUUCCAAUUAUAUACAAAACAUUUAACGUCUAUAGUUAGUUUCGUCAACGUGUUAAGAAUCUAAGGGAACCUGGGACCUAAACACAGAGUAAAUUAUAUGUCGCUUCUUUCUUUCCUACGGUUUCGUUUCGAGACUCUUUAGAAGCCUAAUCACGUGUACGCUUCACACGCGAACACUUCUUCUUUUUACCGAGUAUCGUUACAGAACGAUCGGGACAAUCACCGAAGCCGGCACUUGUACCGAGUCCUCUCCGGGCACAACGAAAGUUUUGUCUCGCGGCGAUAAGGGUCAGGUGAUGCGCUUCUCGUCGAUGUGCUCGGUGUCUUAAACGUACCCAUUAUUAUUAAAUGUUGAAUGUAUGUGUCUACUAUCAGUAAUACGUGUGUGUAUGCGUAGAGGAGAUCGUAAGCUAAACGCGAGUAACAGCGUACAUCCGGAUGCGAGAGGGGCAACCACGGUGAUAACGAUCGACAGUUGGCCUACGAACGUCGCGCGCGGGUCUCGUUCACAACGACAUUUUUGUUACUUCGAGGAUUUACCGCAUACAGUCACAGAUAUCGCCGUACAUCGAGAUUCUAUUAUCCGAUGCAUUUGUACAAUGAAGUUUCUAUCGGAAAGGUUACGAGUUAGAAUCGAGCCCACACACGGAAUCUAUUAUCGCGACACAGACCAAUUAACGUACUUCACGAACAGUUUUCUAUUGGUUUUUCGAACGUUUUACUGGAAUAACCGGCGAACUCGAUCGUGUUCCAUUGCCGCGAACGGUCGUGGUGGGGCACGAGGUCACAUGGGUCCAAAAGGGUGGGAAAGAACGUUUGAUACGAUCCACACAAGGUACAAAAACGCAUCUUAUACAGAAAAUAUAUAUUACGGCGUUGCAUCGAUUAACAGUUAACGGUUGACUAUUCGUCGACAGUCAUGAUCCACACAGACCCAUAACGAAUACGCAGACGAAGCCACCUCAGUGACGAGUCCCAGGCUUGAACUCCUCUUAACUGUUCACGCAUGAUUUCCAAGCAAUUGCAGUUAAAUCUCGUUAGACAAUUAACCACCUGGUCGUUUCCGAAUCCGCGAAUCGAUGUGAACCUCAUGAAGUCUGCUCCCAAAUUGUGCCACACACGGAACGCCGCGGUAGAUUGGGUGACGUUCUUCCAGGGCGAACGCCGUGCUAACGAGAUUUAAAAGCUUGUGAUGCUGCGCCAUUCAUAAAUAAUUUGGGAGUCUUGAUGAGGUAGACAGUUUACGCGAAUUAGGACCACCCAAAAAGGAAAAAAGGAUAACAAAAAGGGACACGCUUAAUCUUUCAGACAUGCGGACGAAUACGAACGGGAUCUGGCUCGAGCCGACCGUCGCAAUUAUUUAUGAAUGGACGAUAACAUAUCUGAACGCUUGUUUCGCAUUGCAUCUGAAGGGUUAUCGUAUUUUUCAAUUCUUCUUUCUAGAAACGGACCAGGUCGGCUGAAAACACAGGAGUCCCCGUCAAUUAGGACGACGAAAGCAAUACACACGUGCUAACGAGCUGAAAGCUCCCCCGUUCUCUCCCUUUCUCACUGUCUUUCUCGUCUCUCUUCUAAAGUUAGCGUUGAAUGUUCACACACACAUAGGCACACGCGUGCAAUCCUUCCCGUGGAUAUCCGAUGUUUCGUGUUCCAUAACCGAGGGGAGACGUCGGGAACCGACGCGUCGCAACGGCAAAAAUCUGAUUAUCCCGUUGCGCGUCGGCCGCAGGGAAAACCGUAUCACCUGCCGAACGAGUCUGUACCUCUGAAAACGGAGAAGACAGUUUCGAUUGGGUGACUCCCAAGAGGGACGCAGUUGCCAUUCGAACAUCGCCUUCCCUCUCUAAAAAAGAACAGAACAGGAAAAAUGAUAUUAACUGUAUCGCAAAUAUGCUUCGAAAGGUGCGUUUACAAAAUCUCAACGUCGCUGAAAGAAGGGUAAUGCGAUUUGACUGCAAUUCAAGAUUUUAUUCGUAUACAGGACGAUUUAUGUAUGUGUAUAACGUAGAUUGGUUAAGCCACGGAGCACAAGAUUUUUUCAUAUCGGUGCAACUUCAAUUUCGCCACUCUACGUAUACAUGGUGUUUAGAGAAGACUCUACGAAUGUUUUCUGUUGAACCGUUUCUAGGCGUGCUAAUCGUCGUCGUGCCCAACCGCGAUAUUUUUUACUGUACCUCUUCGGUCGACUGUCGCGCGGGCAGCGCUUGACUAAAAUCAUUAUUAUUAUAUACCGUAUACAUAUAUAAUAUAUAUAUAUAUUAUAUACAUAUAUACAUAUAUAUAUUAUAUUAUCGAACUGUUAAAGAAAGUAUCAUAUAUAUGUAUGUUAGAAUAUGGAGAUAUAUUUAUUUUUAAGUUUUUCAAAUUAUAAAAAUUCGUUACAAAUUCAUCCGCUGUAUCUGUUAUUAAAAACCCUGCGUUUAUCAAACGAGCGGACCGCUCGCGGAUCUAUCGAUCGUUCCGGUUUCGUUAUUCGAAAGGUGAACGACGAAAGAUCGAUCGGUUCGCGUCGAAUCGUACAAAAUUUUCGUGAAAAAUCGACGAGCUUCUCCUUUUUGUUCGAGAUAUCAAUGUGACACGUAUCAUUCGUUCGAAGGAACAACGUAUAUUUAAUACAUCGUAGAGGAUUUACGGCGAUUAUGAAAAUGUGUAGUACAAAUUAAAUGCGAUUGUAUGAAAAGGACAUAAAAAAAGAGAAAUGAUUCGAAUAAACUAGAAUUACGAUUCAACGGCGGCAUUGUGAAAUGUGCUCUAAGCGUUUCAGCGGUUUGAAUGGGAAUUUGAAUC
Messenger RNA from Nomia melanderi (Alkali bee), 5964 nucleotides. RefSeq names its product gamma-aminobutyric acid type B receptor subunit 1 (gene GABA-B-R1). Lineage: Eukaryota; Metazoa; Arthropoda; Insecta; Hymenoptera; Halictidae. The record is from RefSeq and is a predicted model, not a curated record. Gene Ontology annotation, molecular function: G protein-coupled GABA receptor activity. Gene Ontology annotation, biological process: gamma-aminobutyric acid signaling pathway; G protein-coupled receptor signaling pathway. Gene Ontology annotation, cellular component: G protein-coupled receptor heterodimeric complex; membrane.